GGUUCGCCUGCCUCUCGGCGGACGGGAAGCUGGUGGUCGCGGAGUCCUCGCAGCGGAGUCUCUGGACGAACCUCUCGGUGGCCGGCCUGGCGCUGCCCGACGCCGCCGCCGGCGAGGCCUGGUGCCCCCCGCAGCGCGAGGCGGACUGCUUCGACUUGUGGGCGGGCGUCGUCCCCCGGCGCUGACGUCAGCCCCGUCGCGGUCGCCGCAACCGCCGUUGUAGUCGUCGUGGUCGUCAUGGUCGUCGUCUUUGUAGUCGUCGUCGUCGUCCUCCUCGUCGUCGUCUUGCCCCGCUCCUGCGUGGAAUUCGGAUAGGCCCCGUGCCCCGCGUGGCGCCACGAGGCGCCAGCGGGCCAUGUGCAGCAAGAGCGAGUGGCCAAACGGACUCGCCAGCCCGAAUUCGGUCUCCUGGGAACCCCGUCGCCUUUUUUGCCCACCUUCCAGCCGCCUGCUCUCUCUCUUCUUAUUCGCGCUUCGCGCUUCGCGGUCCUCGUUCCUUCUCCCCCUCCUCCUCGUCCUCCUUUUCUCCAUUUGGGAGGGCGGCGCGAGAGCGCGAAGUUAUUCGCGCUUCGCGCUUCGCGCAGCGCGAAGCGCGAAGUUGGGAGCCCUUGCAUCAAGGAGAACAGCCUGCGCGAGCAAAAGUUCGCCCACGCGAUGAAGUCGGGGGCGCGCCCCGCCAACCGCGAUGAGGCUGGACUCGCGCGUGUGGGUGCGGGGUGCCUCCGCGGGCCGCCGGUCGGUCUGCUCGCGCGUGGCUCCCGCAUGUGGCGCAGGGGAGA
Messenger RNA from Prorocentrum cordatum, 779 nucleotides. Lineage: Eukaryota; Dinophyceae; Prorocentrales; Prorocentraceae. The record is from the annotation of a GenBank genome assembly.